Messenger RNA from Perca fluviatilis (European perch), 1660 nucleotides. RefSeq names its product alpha-crystallin A chain-like. The transcript has 3 exons. Gene Ontology annotation, molecular function: protein folding chaperone. Gene Ontology annotation, biological process: protein refolding; response to heat. Lineage: Eukaryota; Metazoa; Chordata; Actinopteri; Perciformes; Percidae. The coding region runs from base 84 to 578 and encodes 164 amino acids. The record is from RefSeq and is a predicted model, not a curated record.
AGCACAGCAGCACCAAUCUCAGGCUAACCAAGAAUCCGCCUCCCUCAUACCCAUCGUUUUUACAUUUCCUCUGGAAUCUCAUCAUGGAUAUCCCCAUCCAGUAUCCCUGGUACCGUCGGGCCUUUCCACAUCGACUUUCUGACCUCUCCUUGGCAGAACCUCUCACUGAUUGGCCACUAAUCUGGCCCUUCCCCUGGUCCUUCCCCUGGAUACGCCCUUCAUUCAUGCGCUGGUUCAACUGGCCCGACAAUGGACACAGUGAGAUGCGCAUUGAAAAGGAUCACUACAUCAUUCAUGUGGAUGUGAAGUUUUUCUCACCUGAAGAGCUGUCUGUCAAUAUCGGUGACGAGUUCAUCACAGUACAUGGCAAACAUGAGGGCAGACAGGAUGACCACGGCUUUGUGUCAAGAGAGUUUCUGAGGAAAUAUAGGCUUCCUGCUGGAGUGUCAAGUGCUGAUGUCAACGCCAGUCUGUCAUUUGAUGGUAUCCUUACAAUCACUGCACCUCGGUCAUCUUCCGGCUCAGAGCGCCCUAUUCCUGUUUCCUGUGAAGAUGGAACAGCAAAACAGAAAAUGUAGAGCAGAGUCUGACGCUCCUCACACUGUUUCACUACUAAUCCUAAAUGCUGCCUGUUUUUAUUUUUAACCUGUUAACAGUUUUGUUGGCAGUUUAGUACACAUGCAGUAGGCAGGGCAUACAGGUCUAGAUGUCUAUAAGUGCCUUCUAACACACCAGUAUCUAAUUCCUAACUCACUGUUAUUCCCAAGUAUCUGCAAGACAAUGGUGCUUUGAAAUUAAAGGCUAAUCGUGGAGCUUAUGUAAUGACAAAGUGUUGUAUAGACACAGUAGGGUGAGGUGCAGGAUAAUGAACUUCUGAGAGUUAAUUUCCCUAUCACAAGCCUACAGAACUCCCUCUUUAACCCAUACAUCCCGAUUAAAAAUAUUCACACCUCUGUGUAUGUAAAUGACACAUUAAGGGCAUGUAAUAAUUGUUUGAAAGGCAUUCCCCGAAUGUUAUAUAAGGUCUUUACUGGCCCUGCAGUUAAGUGACAAAACUGUAAACAUUUGUUAUUUGAACUCAAACUAACUUGCAGCACUUAUUAGUUUUACAGGGAAAUGCUAAAAUGUCAAUUUAAGGGGGUGGAAAUGUAAAGACUAACUCAAAAUUGUCCACUGAAGAUGGUAACAGACUAAAAUUGUUAAACUUAAUUGCAUCUACAGUACACAGUACUGUCUGAGGGUGUAUGAGUAAGAUGCCAACUGUGCUUUGUUUAUUCUUUUAGAAUAGUGUUGGUUUCAGUAUGUGUGAGGAGGAGGGAGUUCUCUGGAGGCAUAUGCAGUCAUUUUUUAGAUUGUUCACUAAAAAAAAAGCCACCAAAGGACUUGGGACCAGGUGUGUGUAAAGAAGGAGGGUGAAUGAGCCGUAGGGACGUAGUGGACGAGGGAGGAACUGAUGUUUAUCACUGGGCUCCUUUUCCACUGGGGAGCAUGGCCUCUGAGCUGCUAAGGAAAGAGUGUGUGAAGAUAUGUGAGAGUGAAUGCAUAAUGUGCUUGUAGAUGCAAGAGUUACAGCUUUAUCAUUCCUUCACAUUGGCAAAAACCCUCUGGCAUAUUAACACAGAAAACAACAAAUAGAAUAAAUGUUGAAACUCAAAAUCAA